Molecule: messenger RNA, 2935 nt
Organism: Porites lobata
Lineage: Eukaryota; Metazoa; Cnidaria; Anthozoa; Scleractinia; Poritidae
Source: the annotation of a GenBank genome assembly
GGAAAAAUUGGUAGCAAAAUGGCGGCUGCUGAUGUUCUUGAUUACCAUGGAUGAAAACAAUGAACUGGCCGAACGUAGCGAUAAAUUUAACAUUGAAGAAGAAAUAUCAAUUGCAUCUCAUCGUAAAGGAGUCUCGUGCGUCAAAUUUAGUCCGAACGGACAGUUUAUAGCUUCUUCGUCCGCCGACAAACUUAUUAAAAUAUGGAGCGUCUCAGGAGAUUUGGAGGCAACGUUGAAGGGUCACAAGUUGGAAGUGUCUGAAGUGUGCUGGAAUUCGGAAAGUCGCUUUCUCGUCUCGGCCUCAGAUGACACCAGUGUUAGAAUUUGGGACUACUCCACUAAAUCUUGUGUUAAAGUCCUCCUUGGUCAUCAAGACUUUGCUUUUUGUUGCUGCUUUAACUUCAAAACAACUUUGGUUGUUUCUGGAUCUUUUGAUGAAAGCAUUAAGAUCUGGGAUAUAUCUGAAGGUAAAAAGAAAAAGAUAAAUGAAGGGAGGAAGCUAUUUUAAAUAAGUCCAUGCAAAUUUUUCAUAGCAUAGAGGCCCGGUGGGGGAAGGGGCGACAGGGGGUACUCCCUUAUAUGCCCUAUGCGGGGAUGUGCCGCUGGACAGGGCAUGCUUUUUGACCUCUCUGUCCUAAAAAGGGUAUAUAAGUUCGUGUGAGUCUGUUAAAAGGGUAUUUCCUGCACGAUCAAUUUGAUUUCCAAGAUGAAUUUUGGAUUAUGAAUUUUUUGGACUGUGGACUGACCAUGUAUUAAACCAUUAUUAGCCUGAGAAAAUAGCCAACUUUUCAUGAAGCAACCGCUGGUUUCCCCGCUAAAUUAAUUCUGAGGAAUGAGUGCAGAAAUUCCAUACUGAUGACACAUGACUACCCAGAUUUGGGUUGUAAUAGUGGAGAUACACGCAUGCGCGAGCCACAUGCCUAUGAAAAUUUGGUAAUCUAUCCACCUGAGAAAUUUUGGUAAUCAUGUGACUGUGUGUCCGUCCAUCCUUCCGCACCAUGGGAAACCAAUGUGAAAUGUCAACCUUUCUAGCUAGUGUGGGGGCCUGUAACGUGUAUUUAACUUGAUAAUAGACAUCCAUAAUAUGGUCAAUUGACAACUGUCAAAACAAGGUAUCAGCUGACCAGUGUCACAUGACCGUUCCGUGGGCUCAGGUGCCAACUCAUCGAGGUUACGCAUCUUUUUGAAGUUUUCUGCUGACCAUUUGUUGGUUCUUAAUAAUAACAGUGAUCGCAGGAACAAGUUUAUGUUUUUCGGGUUGUAUGGUUCCCCACUAAAGUUAAGUAUAGAUUUGUGGAUUUCUUUGCAAUGGUUUGAUCUCCAUUGUCUGAAGUAAAUGCAGAAACAGGAGCUUCGCUUUUAGCUCUAUAAUUUGCGUCAUCAGUAUGGAAUUUCUGCACUUGUUCCUCAGAGGUCAUUUCAAGGGGAAACUAGUGUUGGCUUUGCGAAAUGUAGACUGUUUUCUCAGGCUAAAACACUAUGGGAAAUACAUUAGAGGAGGCUAAAUCUGCACCAGUAAGAAAAUGGCCAAUAAGAACUAUAUCCUCUGCAGAGGCUCCCACUUGGUGUAUGAAUGAAAUAAAAUAAAAUUAACAAAAGGUUUGAGGGCGACAAUGGUAAGAGGGAGAAAACAACAAUGGCAACAGUCUUACUCUCUCUUGCUUAAAAAUAAAAUUACAAUAAUGAAAAUAUUGAAAAUAAAAUUAGAGCACUGGCUGCCUGGAAUAACCAUAGAGGCUACAGAGCCAGACAGCCAGUUGAUGUCAGCAUUAAAUAGAAGUAAAUUACAGGUCAGCAAGAUACUGUAGCACAAAUCCACUUUUUUUUCCAAAAUGAACUUGUGCAUUGUCACCUUUCAGGGUGUUGUCUCAAAACAUUGGUUGGUCACAAUGGGGCCAUCACUGCUGUGCAGUUUAAUCCGGAUGGAACACUUGUCAUUUCCUGCAGCUAUGAUGGCAAAUGCUGUGUGUGGGAUGUGUUGUCUGGGUGUUGCUUAAAAACAAUCUUAUCCGCUGAAAAUUCCCAACUGCCAAUAUCACAUGCUCGGCUGUCACCCAAUGGAAAAUAUCUGCUGAUGUCCACCCUUGAUAGCAUCAUAAGAUUAUAGGACUACAAGAUAGGCCAAGGAAGACUAAUAAAAAAAUAUCAAGGUAAUUAAACCUAUGGACUACUUAUAGAGCAUCAGUAAUUACCAGCCAGUUAUCAUUAGCAGGAUGUGAUGUUAUUGAAUUUUACAGAAAACAAAAUUCAACAAUACGGCAACACUGGCCUUUUCAGCCAAGGCAAUUUAAUUUUUCAAAAUAUAAUAGUUAAAAACAGAACCAAUUUUAUCACCUAGAACCCUACAUUUGAUAUUGAAGUCCUCAAAAUCCAAAAGAAUGCUUUGGGUCAUCUUUUGAUUUAUUAUUUCAGAUUAUACUAGUGAGAAUAUUUCUUCUAUUUGUUGUGAAAACAUGAUUAUGUACCUUCACUAUAUCGCAUGUAUAAAGGUAAAAAAAAAGGUAAAGCAACCAAAUUUUUAUGUCGAUAACUUGUGACAGUAAUAAUAAUUGAUAACAUUGAGGUCAAUGGUGCGUUCGUUUUACCCUCCUCUCUCCAUCAAUGCUCCGUUUUAAGGAUUUUUAAAGCUCAUCAAAGCUACACAGAAAGGAGAGAAGUUGAAACAAGGAUGUGAUGUCAGCGGGUAUCGAACUUGGAACCCCACGCACUAACCAAAUGUGCCACCCUUGCUUCUGACAUUCUGUAUAAGGGAAAAGUGAGUGAGGGCUUCUUCGUCUACCUCCACUAUGGCUAAAGUGAUGUUAUACAUCUGCACUUACAGGGCAUCUAAACAAGGAUUAUUGUGUUAUGGCAUGUUUUGGUACUGUUCAAGGCAAGUGGAUCAUAUCUGGAUCAGAAGACAAUCAGCUAUUAAUCUGGGAUCUUAAUACAGGCC